This is a messenger RNA of Paramecium pentaurelia, 3647 nucleotides long. The record is from the annotation of a GenBank genome assembly. NCBI's taxonomy places the organism in Eukaryota, Ciliophora, Oligohymenophorea, Peniculida, Parameciidae.
AUGAACUUAGAAGAUGAUUAUGUGAAAAAUUAGAUGCAGGCCAUGAAAGCAGUAGUCAAGGUAUUGUCAUUUAUUAUUUUAAGAAAAAAGAUAGACAUCUAGUAGAAGAAAGUUUAAGAAAGGACUAUUGUGAAUAAAACAAUAUCCAAUAUGUUCCUAAAGAAUAGAAUAAAUAAGGGAAGGCGAAUGAAAAAUACACAUAUUAAGUAAAAGAUAAAUUUGAAGUUCGUGGAUAAAUACGAUAAGAUAUUUAAAAAUAAUAAGAUAAUCAAUAAGAGAAAUAAUAACUAAAACAAAAUCAAUAAUAAGGAUAAUAAAAAUAAAGAUAAAAUGAAUAAAGAGAAUAGGGUGAUAAUAAAGAAAAAAAUUAAUAAAGUAAUAAUUUUUAAGAAAGUAACAAUAAUAAAUAAUACAAUUAAAAAAAUUAAGGGUAAUAAAAUAAAUAAUAACACACUGGAAAUAGAUAAACUGAAAAAUAAGGUACUACUAAUUAAAAAAAAACUUAGUCUCAAAAUAAUGAUUAACCAUUUGUUUAUCCCUACAUAUAAGGAUAAACAAAUCAUGAUAAUAAGGUAGUGAAUGAUAAUCAUAAUAACAAAGAAAUGAGAAAUAAUUUUAAUAAUUAAUAAAAUAGAUAAAAUACCACUAAUAAUAAUAAUAAUAAUAACUAAUAAAAUAAUUAAACAAAAAGAAAUAACAAUAAUAAAAAUAAUAACUAAUUAAAUGAACAUGUUCACUAUAAAUAAGUAAGAAGGAACAGAAGAGCAGAAAAACAUAUUAAAUCAACGUAAUCAGAUUAGAAUAAGUAAUUUAAUUAAAGAAAAUUCAAUUAUUAUAAAUAUAAUCAUUUUAAUGAUGAUUAUAAUAGAUUAGAUGAUAGCAAUUCAUUAGAUGAUGAUUAUAAUAUAAAAAAAGAAGAGAAAAAUUAAAGAUAAAGAUAAUAAAGAAGAGAUAAUGAUGAUUAUGGACUUAAUGAAUAUGGACUUAAUGAAUAUGGUUAUUAAGAUAAAAAUGAUAAAAGAAAUAAUAAUAAUAAGAAAUAUUAUAAAGGUGGAAAAAACAAUAAAAAAAAUAAGAAGAAUUAAGAUUUUGAAUAAUAUUGGACUGAAUAAUAAAUUGAAAAAGGAAAAGCAGAAAAUGAAAUUUUUGAAGGAAUUUUCAUAGCCAAUGAAUAUACAAGAGAGAAGGGUACUAUUAAAUGUCCUAUUUUUAAGAAGAAAGUACAUAUUAAUUGUAAGAUUUUUAUACUAAAUAUUAGCCUUUGUUGAAACUAAUAGAGCAUUACAUGGAUCUCUUGUUGCAUUCAAAAUUACAAAAAUAUAAAAAGGUAAAGAUGAAUCAGAUGAUGAUUUUGAAGAAGAGAUAAUAACUGAAUAAAUGCCAGUAAAGAAAACAAAAGAACAAAAAUAGGAAUAAACAUAGUAAAAGAUACGUGAAAGUGAAGAGAAUGAUGAUGAUUGGGAGGAUGUAAAUAGCCAAGAUGAAUAAGAGGAUGAUAUUUCAGAAGUAUCAGAUCUCUAUGUUGUUAAAAAGAAGGUCCCAUUAACAAAGAUUUAAAAAUUAUAAAAGGCUCAACUUAUAGGUAAGAUUGUGGGAAUAAGAAAAAAUCCAUUAGAAAAUAGAUAGAUGAUUGGAAAGAUAUGUUUUAAUGAAAAACAUGGAUUAUUUGAGAAAGAAAUAAAAACUAAAGAAGAAUUAAUAAAUUAUAUUGAAAAGAAUUAUUAUGUCUCAUUUAAAUGUGUUAAUAAAAGAAUUCCAUUUUUCAAUGUGAAACAAUUACUUACUUUUAAUUAUGAAUUGGAUAAUUAAGAACCUGUAUAGAAAUUCAUGGAUUAUGUGUCAUAAAGAUAUUUUUCAGCAAAGUAUCUAUCAUGGGCAAAAAAUAGUAAAUAUCCAAUUGUUGAAUUAAUUAAAGAAGUAGGAGUUUAAGGAAAUAUUGAUGUAGAAUGUGAAGCUAUAUUAACAGAGAAUUCAGUUUAUGACAAUGAUUUUUCAGAUAUUUGUAAAGAAGAAAUGAAGGCAUUUACUCAUGAUUCUAUAGCAAAUGAAAGAGUGAAGAGAAUGGAUUUGACUAAAGAAUACAUUUGUAGUAUAGAUCCUGUUACUGCAAGAGAUUUGGAUGAUGCAUUGAGUAUUAAUGAUUUAGGAAAUGGAGUUUAUGAGAUUGGAGUACAUAUUGCUGAUGUUUCUCAUUUUGUUCUUCCCAAUAGUGAAGUAGAUAAAGAAGCAAUAUUAAGAACAACUUCUGUUUAUUUAGUUCAUAAGGUAAUUCCCAUGUUACCCAGAAUUCUUUGUGAAGAAUUAUGUUCAUUGAAUAGGGAUGUUGAAAGAUUAGCAUUUUCUGUAUUCUUUAAGAUGACAAGUGAAGGAGAUGUGUUAUGGGAUAGUUUUAGAGCUGCUAAAUCAGUUAUUAAAAGUUGUGCAUAAUUAAGUUAUGAUAUAGUAAAUUAAUUAAUUAAUGGUGAAAUUCAAUAUUUUAGUUAAGGAGAAGCAAGAUAUAAAGUUUCUGAAGGAUUUGAUGAAAAUGUAUUGAAAGAUAAAAUUUUAUUGUUAAAUACUAUUGCAUAAAAGAGAAGAGAAAAGAGAAUGGAUGGAUCAUUAACAUUUGAUAAAAGCAAAUUAAGAUUCAUUCUUAAUGGAGAUUUGUUUCCUACUGGUUAUACAGAAGAAAAGAGAGGAUUAGCUUAAUUUAUGGUAGAAGAAUGGAUGUUGUUGGCUAAUUAAUUUGUUGGAAAGAAAUUGAUUGAAUAUGAUAGUAAAACAGCUAUUCUUAGAUAACACAUAUCACCUAAAGCUGAAAAAUUAGAAUAUUAUAGAAAGUUAUUAGAAGCAUGUGGAUUAGAAGAGAUGGCUAAAAAUUUGGAUGUAUCAACAUCUAGAAAUUUAAAAUUAACUAUGGCUAAAGUAAAUGAAAUUGAAUCUGAAGAAAUUAAAUUGAUUUUAGGAUUCCGUCUAUUAAAAUUAAUGGAAGCAGCUCAAUAUUUUGUUGUUGAUGAUACUCCUGAAUUUGAAUGGAGACAUUAUGCCUUAGAUUUUGAUGUAUAUACACAUUUUACAUCUCCAAUAAGAAGAUAUCCUGAUGUUUUAGUACAUAGAAGGUUAUAAAUUGCUCUUGAAUAAUAAGAAAUUGAUCAAACAGGAGAAACAAGAGAUAAAUUAAAAGCUAUUAUGUAACAUUGUAAUGAUUGUAAAUUAAAUUCAAGAAGAGUUAGUGAUUAAUGUGAUUAAGUAUGUCUAAUAAAUUUAUUCUUAGUUAUUUUUAGCUUUGCUUCUAAAGGCUAAUCCAGUUGAAGUAGAUGGAUAUAUUCUCUCAGUUAAUAAAUAACAAAUUGAAGUUAUCAUCCCAAAAUUCAAUUUAGAAAGAGUAUAUUUAUUUAUAAAUAUUUUAGAAAGUUGAAUUAAAGAAUUUAAAGAAUACAUAUAAAUUUACAUAUGAGGAAUAUGAAGAAAAUAAAUAUGAAUUGAUUAUUUCUUAUAAUGAUCCUGAGGAUGAAAAGGGAGUUAGAUUAUAUUUUAUUAAAGUAAUAAAAUGUAUUAUUUUAAUAGCAAUUUUAAUAAGUAAAAAUUAAAUUAUCAGGUACGGAUACAUUCCCAAUAGAUUAUUAAAUACAAAUAAUUAUUAAUAAUAAAGUUUUAAUUUGAUUUGU